Condylostylus longicornis is the source of this 4120-nucleotide messenger RNA. Its product is annotated as protein RUFY3-like. Lineage: Eukaryota; Metazoa; Arthropoda; Insecta; Diptera; Dolichopodidae. The coding region runs from base 303 to 2300 and encodes 665 amino acids. Gene Ontology annotation, cellular component: cytoplasm. The record is from RefSeq and is a predicted model, not a curated record. Gene Ontology annotation, molecular function: metal ion binding. The transcript has 8 exons.
AACCAAAUAAAAAGAAAUGUUGUUUUUCUUUUUAAACAUUCUCAAUUUCUUUAAAGCAAAAAUUUUGAUAAAAUGAUUAUUGAUUUUUUAAACGAAAUUUGUUAUUUCUUAAAUACAUUUUUGCAAAAUAUUAGAAGACGAAAUAUAUAGAAUCGUAUAAAGUUAUAAUAAACUUUAAUUCCUUCAAAAAUUAAUUAAAAAAGAAUAAAACUUUAAUAUUGAAGUGUCAAAACAUUUUCACAAAUUGAUAUUAUCAGAAAUUCCAAAAUUAAAAAAAAAAAAAGAAAAAAAUAAAAGGAAAAAUGCAAGGCAAUAACGAUAAUGGAGUGACUACAAUUGCAUUACCAAAACCUCAGCACGCUAACUGUUCACAUGGUCAUGAAGAAAUUUCUACUGGUGCACAAGAUACCAUUUAUUUGUGUAAUUUCCGGGUAUCUGUUGAUGGUGAAUGGUUAUGUUUAAAAGAAUUACAGGAUUUAGAUAUACAAGAUGGAAAAAAAUCAAAUAUUGAAUAUGCAAAUGGUACUGGAGGAAACUCAAAUUUUGGUACAAGAAAUAGUAACAAUCGCUUAAUUGAACGUGCUUCUACCACUGAUACUUUAAAUAAAUGCGACCGUGAUUAUUGGGUUAAUUAUUAUUCAAGAGAUCCCGCUUCCAUUGAACGAAGUAAUCUAGUUAAUAUAUGUAAAUUAGUUGUGAAAGAAUUACUUGAACAAUCUUUACGUUAUGGGCGAAUGUUGGAUUCAGAUCAUUUACCAUUACAACAUUUUUUUAUAGUUUUGGAGCAUGUAUUAAGACAUGGAUUGAGACCUAAAAAGGGUCUUCUUGGUCCAAAAAAAGAAUUGUGGGAUUUAUUACAAUCGGUUGAAAAAUAUUGCAUAGAAGCACAAGAUGUUACAGCAAGUGUACGAGAUCUUCCAACCGUUCGUACACAUAUUGGUAGAGCAAGAGCAUGGUUGCGUAUUGCGCUAAUGCAAAAGAAAUUAGCUGAUUAUUUACAACCUUUAAUUGAACAUAGAGAUGAUGCAUUAGCUGAGUACUAUGAGCCUCAUGCUUUAAUGAUGAGUGAUGAAGUGAUUGUAAUUAUGGGAAUUUUAGUUGGAUUAAAUGUUAUUGAUUGUAAUUUAUGUGUUAAGGAGGAAGAUUUAGAUUCACAACAAGGUGUUAUUGAUUUUUCUUUGUAUUUACGUUCAAGUUCAAGAAAUAGCCCAGAUGACGACAACGGUACAAUUGAACCAUCUGAAGGUAGUAAUAUGACAGCAGUUUUGGAUCAAAAAAAUUAUAUUGAAGAGCUUAACAGACAUUUAAAUGCAACCGUUAAUAAUUUACAAGCAAAAGUCGAAACUCUUACAACUACAAAUGCACUAAUGAAAGAAGAUUUGGCAAUUGCAAGAAAUAGCUUAUUAGCAUUGCAGGCAGAAAAUCAAGCUUUGCGAAAGAAUAUUGCACUAAAUAACUCAACUAAUUCAUCAAACCCAAACUCAGAUAAUAAUUCUGAUAAAAUUCUGGAUAUUUCAAACAAUUCUGAUUUAACACAAAAUUUGAAUGAAGAACGUAAAAAAGUUAAUGAAUUAGAGAAAGAACUAAAAUUGCAAAUUUCAUUGAAAGCUGAAACAGACAUGGCAAUGAAAUUAUUAGAAAAAGAUAUACAUGAAAAACAGGAUACAAUUAUUUCAUUAAGACGACAGCUAGAAGAUAUUAAGCAGAUUAAUUUGGAAAUGUAUAAAAAAUUACAGGAAUGUGAGGAAGAACUAACUCAAAAAGGUGAAAUGGUAUCCAGAUUACAAACAAAAGCGUCACAAAUUGGUAAUAUUUUAGCAAAUUUAGAAAAACAAGGAAAAUUGGAACAAAAUGAAUUAAAUAAAACACCAACGUCAUCAUCAUUAGCUUCAACAUCGUCAAUUCAAAAUCAGAGACCUCGUUCUCAAAUUGUUUCAAAUUCUCAAAUUAGUUUUAAUAAGAAAUCUAAAAAUGAAUGUUUAGGACCACCACAUAAAAAAUUACAUUAUAUUGAUCCAAUACCACCAUUUAAUGCGAAUAAAAUUCGUAAAAUCCCAACACCAUCAUCUGAACCGGAUUCAGAAUCGUUAUCACCAUCAAAUUCGAAAAUAGAAAGUAAGAAAAAAAAUAAUAAUUCUUUAAGUGAAAAUUCGUGUAAAACAAAAAAUAUUAAAAAUGAUGAUGGGGCUGAUUCAAAUAAAAUUUCUUUAAAAACUGAUAUUGAUAAUGAAAUAAAAAGAGACAGCCAAGAGAAAUCAAUUUCUGAAGUUACGACUGCAGAAGAUAAUACUGAAAAAUAAUGCUAUAAUUAUGUAUGUAAUGUAUUAAAUUAAAGAAUGUUGUUUUUUUUCGGUAAAAAAUUACUCUAGCUUAUUUUCAUAUAUUGAUAAAUUUACAUUCUGGAAAGAAAUACUUCUUAUUUUAACUAUAAUCUUGGGAACAAAAGUAAGCCAGAUCAGCAGAUUGAAUAUUAAUUACUUUUCUUUUGAAAGACAAUAUAAAUUUUUUAUGUAAUGAACACAAUUUUUAAUUAGAAUUUUUAAAUGUCUUUUGUCUACAAAAGUUGACAAAACACAAAAUUAUUAGUACGUUCUGUACAAAAUUAUUAUGAAUUACUUUAACGAGUAUAUUUUACAAUGUAAUACACUAGAUUUCACUUUUAGUAAAUGAUUUCAUAUUGUUCAAACUUUAAAUUAAAAUUUAACUUUGAUUGCAUUUUAUUGUACUCUUGCAUUUAUUCAAUUAAUUACUUAAAAUAAAACUUUCUUAGGUCAAUCAAAAUUAGAUUCUUAUAUUAAAUUAAUUAUUUAAUUAAAAUUUACUUAUUCAUAAUUUUAAUUUAGCGUUAGCAGUUUGUCUAGUUUUAAAAUAUUUGUUUUAGACAAAUAAAUAGUAUUACUAAUUUUCUUGAACUUGGAGUAAAGCUUAAUUUAUAUCGUAGAUGUUUGUAAUUAAUUUAUACCUUGGGCGUACGAGCUUUUGUUCCAAAGAAAAAGAAAUAUAAUAUGUAUAGUAUCCGUUUGAAAUAGCUAUGGUUUUUAAAAAAUAUCUCUAUUUUUAAAUGAUAAACUUGUUGAGAUAUAAUGAAACAUCUAUUUGAAAAAAAAUUUCAAUACAUAUUUAAAAAAUUAUUUUAUUAGACUCAUUUCGUUGUCUUAAUCAGAUAAAAAGUUAAAUCAAAAAAAAAGUUAAUGAUUCCUUAUUUUAUUUCCAUCAAUCAUUGAAAUAUGAAUAGAAAAAAUUAGAGAAAUAUUUUACUGAAAUAAAAAUUAAUAAAAUUAUAUUAUAUUAUAUAAUAAUAUGCAUAAAUAAAAUAAAAAUAUGCAUGUUAAAAUAUUUAUUUGAUUGGAUUAUAUUCAUUGAUUUGUGGUGAUCCGCUAUAGUAUAAUUCAGUGUCACUUCGAAACAAAAGUUAUAAUUUGGUAUAAAAACUUGCAUUAUCAUUAUAACUAUGGAAUCUUAUGUUAUGUAUUUAUAUUAUAGAUGUAUAUGUAUGAAUUAUAUAUAAAUGUAUAUAUAUAUAUAUAUAAAUCAAUGCAUGAAAUGAUAGUUUUCUUUAUUAUUUUAAAUGAUUUAAAAGAAAAAUUGUAAUUGACGUGAAACAAUGUGAAAAUAUUUGAAAUUUUCUUAAGAAAAUACAAUUAAUUUGCUUAUUUUAUAUAUGUACAUAUAAUUAAUAUUAAAUCCCAUAUCAUGAAUUCCGUUCGUAGAACUGAAAUUUGAAAAAUUGCGAAUUUCAUAUUUUCAAUUUCGAAUUACGAAAAUUCUGUUCCGAAUAUUCGUAAUAGAGUAUUCGUGAAUUACGUUCGUAGCAAAAAUAAAUCUUAAAAGUUUAUGAAAGAAAUAAUCACACGUAACAAGCAAUUAAAAAAGAAUGGUUUAUUUUAAAUUUUUAAGUUUUGAAUUUUUUUCUGUGUUGUCUUUUUCUCUAACACGGGAAAAUUAAUUAAUUUUUGUUAAAAAAAUUUCAGUUUUCGAUAAUAUUUAAAAACGAAAAAAAACUGCUAAGCUCCGCUUUUAAAAAAUAUUUUUUUGUUUGAAUGUUGUUUACUCAAAUAGCAACCAUAAAAUUUAAAUAAACAUUUGACAUAUUUUGAAAUAAAAUAUUUAUUUAGUUAGU